Messenger RNA from Triticum dicoccoides, 2142 nucleotides. RefSeq names its product endoglucanase 22-like. Gene Ontology annotation, biological process: carbohydrate metabolic process. Lineage: Eukaryota; Viridiplantae; Streptophyta; Magnoliopsida; Poales; Poaceae. Gene Ontology annotation, molecular function: hydrolase activity, hydrolyzing O-glycosyl compounds. The transcript is spliced from 4 exons. The record is from RefSeq and is a predicted model, not a curated record. Bases 286 to 1896 code for a protein of 536 amino acids.
CUCGCGCACCUGGAAAGACUUUGACGCAGGCCUCCCUUGCUUGCGUGCUUACACGCGCAUAAUAGCGUCAGUUGCUUACAACCCAGCCCGGAUCAGACAGUCAGACACUUUCAAAGAUAGAGAUAAAGGGGAGAGAAAGGAAAGAAAGGGUCUCCACUGGAAACCGGGGCAGCAAGCAAACACUCCGGCUAAGCACAAGGGCCCUGAUCGCGGGCUUGGCUUUGGCGAGCGUGAGACCGACGCGCUGGUGCGUGGUGACCGCUGCCGUACGUCGGCGCGCGUGCCAUGAGCCGGGGCCGCGUCCGGCGGGUAGCUGGCAGCCCCGUCGCCGCCGCCGCCGCCGCCGCGCUGGUGCUCCUGCAGGCGGCCGCCCUGGCACUGUCCCUCGGCUGCGAUGCCGCCGCCGCGGAGCCGGACUACCGGGAGGCGCUGUCCAAGAGCCUGCUCUACUUCGAGGCGCAGCGGUCCGGGCGGCUGCCGUACAACCAGCGGGUGAGGUGGCGCGGGCACUCGGGGAUCACCGACGGGCUGCAGCAGGGCGUGGACCUGGUGGGCGGGUACUACGACGCCGGCGACCACGUCAAGUUCGGCCUGCCCAUGGCCUUCACCGUCACCAUGCUCUCCUGGGGCGCCAUCGAGUUCGGCGACGACAUCGCCGCCGCCGGCGAGUGGCAGCACACGCUGGAGGCCAUCAAGUGGGGCACCGACUACUUCAUCAAGGCGCACACCGAGCCCUUCGUCUACUGGGCCGAGGUGGGGGACGGCGACACGGACCACUACUGCUGGCAGCGGCCGGAGGACAUGACGACGUCGCGGAAGGCGUACCGCGUGGACAAGGACAACCCGGGCUCCGACCUCGUCGCCGAGACCGCCGCGGCGCUCGCCGCCGCCGCCAUCGUCUUCCGCGCCUCCAACCCGCAUUACUCCCACAUCCUCCUCCACCACGCGCAACAGCUGUUCGAGUUCGGGGACAGGUACAGGGGCAACUACGACGGCAGCAUCGCGGAGGUGCGGAGCUUCUACGCGUCGGUGAGCGGGUACCGGGACGAGCUGCUGUGGGCGGCCUUCUGGCUGCACCGCGCCACCGGGAAGGAGGAGUUCCUCCGCUACGCCGUCGACAAGGCCGACUGCUUCGGCGGCGUCGGAUGGGCCAUGACCGAGUUCAGCUGGGACGUCAAGUACGCCGGCCUCCAGGUCCUCGCCUCCAAGCUGCUGCUGGACGGCGAUCCGCAGGGCGAGCGGCACCGGGUGGUGCUGGAGCAGUACAAGGCCAAGGCGGAGCACUACCUGUGCGCGUGCCUGCGCCUGAACAACGGCAGCAACGUGGACCGGAGCCCCGGCGGCAUGCUGUACGUGCGCCAGUGGAACAACCUCCAGUACGCCUCCAGCGCCGCCUUCCUCCUCACCGUCUACUCGCGCUACCUGGCCGGCGCCGGCGCCCGCCUCCGCUGCCCCGACGCGCCGGCGGUCCCGCCGUCCGAGCUCCUGGCCCUGGCGCGCUCGCAGGCCGACUACAUCCUGGGCCGCAACCCGCUGCGGCUGAGCUACAUGGUGGGCUACGGCCCGCGCUUCCCCGCGCAGGUGCACCACCGCGCCGCCUCCAUCGUGUCGCACAAGGCCAACAACCGCUUCAUCGGCUGCAUGCAGGGGUUCGACCACUGGUACGCCAGCAAGCGGCCCAACCCCAACGUGCUCACCGGCGCCAUCGUCGGCGGGCCCAACUGCCGCGACGAGUUCAGGGACGACCGCGCCAACUACGUGCAGACCGAGGCGUGCACAUACAACACGGCGCCCAUGGUCGCCGUCUUCGCCAGGCUGCACAACCUGUCGGCGGCGGAGGAGGAGGAGGGGUGCCGCCCAGGGACGGCGCUGGGGCUCUCGGCGAAUUGUAGAUAAAGGUGGCAUUAGCUUGGGUGGGGCAUUCUUUUUUCUUUCUCGUAUACGGACUUACUUCCAUAUAAGAUCUUUUUUUGAAGUGUUAAUAUGAGAGAGAUUUAUUUAGUGAAAGGAAAGAACAAAGGAUAGAAGUGAAUGAACAAUAAGGAGGAGACCGAUCAGGAUGGUGAAGAUUAGAUACUUGUAUUCUGAAGUUAAUUAGGUGCCUCAGAAAGCAAAUUUAAAGAGCUCUAAACUUUACUGAAA